UUUCUUGCUAUUUCCCGGCAGUCUUCAUAUAGACAGCUUGGAGAGGUUAUCAUUUGACACCAAAUCAAGAUGGUAUUUCACCGCCCUUCUACCAUUCCCCAUCCAACUAUCUGGCACCGAUUCACGGCGAGAGGCACCAAGCUUCGAGUCCAGGAUAUGACGGAAGAGCAGGUGGAACCAGCUGUCCAGUUGCUUGUGAAAUAUUUUAUGCAGGAUGAACCGCCCUGCAAAUAUAUUGGUAUACAAAAAUAUCCAUCCGCGCAGGCGCACUUAGAGAAACUUUGGCGUGAUACAAUCAAAGAUAAGCUGUCCAUCGUGUGUGUAGAAGACAAGCCAGGUAGCCCAGUUAUAGGUGUCAAUGUCUUGACGGUCGUCUCUAAGGGUGAUAAAGAAGAACCAUUUCAGACAGACGACAAAAUAUGGGCGAAACUAUUCGGCGCAGUGGAUUGUGUUUCACGCGGAGUGGAUAUCUUUGCCCAUUACGGCGUGGAGGAUUAUCUUACUGCUUUUGGGUUGGUGGUGGAUCCAGCAUGGCGGGGCUGUGGGAUUGGAAAGGAGAUUUUAUUGGCACGUAAGCCUAUUUGCAAAGCCCUAGGCAUAAAAGUGACAGCAACUGUAUUCACCGCGGCCACGUCGCAAGCUGUGGCCCGAAAGGCUGGAUUCCAAGACAUAUUUACAAUCACCUAUGAAGAUUUGGCGGGAAAGGGUUUUGUCUUUCCAGGCAUUGAAGAAGAUACUAAACAUUCUAAGUUAAUGGCACUUGUAAUUCUCUAAUAAAGAAUUUUCGUGUUUGAGAUUAAACAAUAUUGUUGACCGUAAAAAAACGACGUAUUAAAACAUAUUGUUGAAUAUUUUUCAAAGCCAAGAUAUAUAAUUAUUAACACUUGCAUGCUAAUAUCUAGUCAGAACUAGUCAAAUACAUUGCAUUAUAUAAAUAUAAUUCAUUCCUCUUAUUAAUCUUGAACCUAAUGUUUUUAUUAAAUGCAUAUUUACAUUUG
This is a messenger RNA of Pieris napi, 998 nucleotides long. RefSeq lists its product as uncharacterized. The record is from RefSeq and is a predicted model, not a curated record. The transcript is spliced from 5 exons. The coding region runs from base 70 to 774 and encodes 234 amino acids. Gene Ontology annotation, molecular function: N-acetyltransferase activity. NCBI's taxonomy places the organism in Eukaryota, Metazoa, Arthropoda, Insecta, Lepidoptera, Pieridae.